GGCACAGCGACCGCUGUGACAGCUGCUGUUUGCCUGCGUGCCAGGGUAAUAUCCAACCUCUCUGUCGAACCCAAUUGGGAAGACGCCAGCACACUGAAAUCUAGCAGGAAGUCCCAGCAAAGCAUAGUAGGAAGUCCGCCCGAAACCGCGUGUGCCUCGAUUCUUGGCUACACUGGACAGCCACAAGACAUGGAGCCCGAGUCCCCACGCGUGGAGCAGGUGGGCGGUAUUCUCAGCAGGGGGGAGGACACAGAUGGCGAGCGGACGGAUGACGAGAUGGAUUUUCCUCCGGAAUCUUCGUAUGUCAGCCAACACCAACCAGCACAAGACGAGGACGAGCAGCAGAAGGACAGUGCGGAAGAGUUGGAGGUGACUGGCGAGGGCACUGCGGGAGGGCCGUUUGGACUGAAGAAGGUACUCUUCGUGAGGAAAAAGAGCGAAAAGGGCGUUGGGUCGAAAGAGGAACCUUCCUUCAAGGACCGAUUCAACAAGCUCGGGGCGGGAGUUGGAGAGAGGUUUGCCGCUUUCGGACACAUCAUCCAAGAGCACGGCAGCAAGUCCGCGGCGGCAAGUGGAUCGCAGACUUCGGGAGUAGCGGAAAAGUUUACCGCCCCGGACGAGACGAACGAACCGGCACAGGUUGCACCGCAGGGUGGUACCGCUUUUGCUGGCCCACCCGCCAGCGAGCACCCCCAGCAGCAGGCGAUGGAGUACUUUCAAGAGUACGAGGUUACCUUUACUACCAAGCCCACGUUUUCGCUCGUGGCAGGGGCCGACGGGAGGGGCGCCGUAGUAUCGUGGGACACCGGUACGGCACCACCCUCUGCGGACAGCGGCGGCGCCCCUGCCCCCGUGCCGCCAUCCGGUGCCGCUGUCAUCGCCGUGUCCGGCGAGUCGGUAACCGAGAAGAAGCUGGCAGACGUGCUGGAGCUCCUGGAGGCCGCCGGCAAGGACCUCGACAUAGGGCGAGAAGAAGAUCCGGCCAAAAAUAACGGCGUCAAGCUUUCCGUCGAGGUGCCUCCGGACCCGGCAGGCGGCGGCGGUGGCGAGCUGGUGGUGCGUUUCCGCGAGAAGAUGAAGCCGCAGCACGAGACCGGGUCGGCCGGUGGGGAGGUCUUCCGCAACAAGAUGAAGGCCAUGGCGACGGGGAUAGGGAACCUGUUCCAGGCAAAGGAAACGGCGGGCAGCGCCGUGAGGGACGGCUCCAACGUUUCAGCCGGAGGCUCGGGCCCGUCGGGGGCGGCGGCGGCGGCGGCGGCAGCGGUGCCCGAUGCCUUCCCCCUGACGUUUUCGGCGGGAGGCAAGACGGUCGAGGACUUGCCGUUUACGAUGGCCGAGGUCGUCGGAGGCCUUGGGGUUAUCGUGGCGGCGGUUAGGGACGACUACGCGGAGAACUUGAUCGUGGCGGAGGAGGCGGGGGUCGUGUCGGCGGGGACGGCGGGUGUGGCUGCCGGCGGCGGCGGCGAGGAGGGGGGCGCGGGGCGGAGCGAUGGCCCGGAUGUGCUCGUUCCUGGAGCCUUGAUCUUGAGAGUGGCCGGGCAGAACGUGGAGGGGAAAGGGAUGGAGCGAGUGAGGAAGGCUUUGGAGACGGCGGCGGUGGAGCACUCGGCGGUGAAAAUCCUCUUCCGGCACGCGCCUCCAGUCUACCGAGCGAGCGUGGCGGCCGAGCUAGCGUUAGAGCAGUCCAAGGUGCCUCAGGUGCACGUCGGCACGUGGCAACCUUUGCUCAAGCGACGCGCCGGGGUCACGAUGAGCGGAGACGGAGAGAACGGCGGCGGCGGGGGCGGGGGCAUUAUCGGACUCGGCUAUGGCGGAGAGGAGUGGGAGGACGUCCAGGCGACCAUGGCGCGGGCGCACAGGUUCGUGAACGGCUUCCGGUCGGUCGGCAUCCGCGUGGACGUGCUGAGCAUGCAGACCGUGACCCUUCCGCGGAACGUCAAGUCGGCGUACGCUGGGACGUUCGAGGGCCGGCCGUCGUCCUUCCAGCAGGCGGCGCGGCUGUGGUUUUCCUUCCCGGGGGAGCGAACGGUCACCCUCAAGAGACAAGCUACCUUGGAAAAGCUUGGUUUGUUGCACGUCGAGACUAGGGGAGGGGGCGGGGCGAUAGGCUCAUGGGUGACGAUCACCGCGGCGGAUGCGUCGCCUUGCGCGGCGGCGGGGGUACCCGUGGGGGAGACCUCGCUGCUGACCCACGUUAACGGCUUCGACGUGUCUCCGCCCGCCUACCGAUCGCUCGCUCCGCGCGCGUUCGGGGAUGGGGAAGGGUGGACGGCGGCGGUGCUGCCGGCGCUCGAGAGCGGCGGCGGCGACAACAUCACCCUUACCUUUGUCUGAGGACUGCGCUGAUCUUGAUCUGAGGACUCGUUUUGUGGCGGUGUCGGUGCUCGGUGCUGUUGGAGAUGGAUGAUGCUUUGCACAGACAGGCUGUGUUCGGAAGGUUGUGCAUGCGAGGGAACAAUAUUGUGCAUGCAUGCAUUGCAUACCGUAGCCGUGGUUGCGACGUCCAGUUCUCUUGACGAAAGAAGAGCUGUCACACUUGUUGUGUAGAAAUUUUGAGCUGUCAAAUCAAGACUCUUGUUGAACUGUACUAGUUUCUCGGCUUGUCACACCCGACUAGCCGUGGCGGCUUGUCGAUGAUUCACUGCUUCACAAUACUCCAUGCGUGUGCCCUAAGUUCACGCCAUCUGAGGUUCCACCAGUUGAGCAUCUGUAAUGCGGUUUACGGUAUGUUUGGGGUGGCGGGAUUUGAACCGGUAUGUUUGGGGUGGCGGGAUUUGAACCCGGGUUAACUUCGAAACCAUUGAACAUGUCUUUUUUCGACGCCAACGUUACAAGAUGGACUCGUCUUCGAGAUCUGACCGUCGGACCCUUUUUAGAGGUCGCCUCGACAUCUUUUUGUAUGGUUGGAUGAAAUGUUGUGACACUUUUUACUGUGUUUCUUGAAGCACGUGCGCCUUGGCUGCGAUGCGUCCUUAUGACCCUCACCGGGCUUGAGUUGGUCGUGCUGCUGUAGCACGGUACCGUAUCUGUUUGGGUCUCUGGAUAUUUUUUUGUCCGUUUCCGCGACGUCGUUCGCUGAAUAUGCUGUUGAUUGGGUGGUGGGAGCGCGCACGCAUGUGAAACGUUGUAUGCAUGUCCAUGUGCAUGUGACGCACGCACGCGUCGUCGCUUGUUGCCAUGCAUGCUGUCGUACAAGAAUGGGGCUCAUUGAAACAAUCCAACUCAAUACUGUAGACCCCUGGGC
Ectocarpus sp. CCAP 1310/34 is the source of this 3244-nucleotide messenger RNA. The record is from the annotation of a GenBank genome assembly. NCBI's taxonomy places the organism in Eukaryota, Phaeophyceae, Ectocarpales, Ectocarpaceae.